AUGUCUAUGCCUAGCGGCCGGGAUGAGCAGCAGCCUGUCAUAUGCGUUUUUUGCGGCGCCCAACCCGGCAAUUCACCCGAGUACAUAGCCGCCGCUCGCGCACUCGCGCAUGAACUGCACGCCGCCAACGCAAAACUAAUCUACGGAGGAGGAACAAAAGGCCUAAUGGGCGAGGUGGCAAAGACUCUAGUAUCACUAUCUGGGCCAUCUGCAGUGCAUGGCUUCAUACCCAGGGCAUUGGUAGCAUAUUAUCCUGAUGCGGACGUCAGCCGCCAGGCCGAAGGCAAUGCCCAGGAGGAUGGAAAACAACCCGAGCGAAUGCUUGCCCCAGGGUCUUCAUCAGCCGAGGGCGAAUACGGGAGAAUCACCAUCGUGGACAGCAUGCACGAGCGAAAACGAAAAAUGGCAGAGGAGGUUCUUGCCGGUGGUCCUGGGUCAGGGUUUGUAGCCCUUCCUGGCGGUUAUGGGACCCUUGAGGAGGUCGCUGAGGUUGUUACGUGGAAUCAACUGGGGAUUCAUGAUAGAGGGAUUGUUUUGUUGAAUGUUAAUGGGUUUUGGGAUGGGCUUGUGACGUGGAUUGAAAUGGCUGCUCAGCGGGGGUUUGUUGGACAGGCGAAUAAGGGGAUUAUGGUGGAGUGUAAGGAGGUAAAGGAGGUUAUUGGGGUGCUUAAGGCGUAUAGGCCGAGUGGUGGGAGGUUGAACCUUUCUUGGGGUAGUAAGUGA
Messenger RNA from Aspergillus eucalypticola CBS 122712, 723 nucleotides. RefSeq names its product LOG family protein. Gene Ontology annotation, molecular function: hydrolase activity, hydrolyzing N-glycosyl compounds. Gene Ontology annotation, biological process: cytokinin biosynthetic process. Lineage: Eukaryota; Fungi; Ascomycota; Eurotiomycetes; Eurotiales; Aspergillaceae. Gene Ontology annotation, cellular component: cytosol. The coding region runs from base 1 to 723 and encodes 240 amino acids. The record is from RefSeq and is a predicted model, not a curated record. The transcript is spliced from 2 exons.